Molecule: messenger RNA, 1639 nt
Organism: Vitrella brassicaformis
Lineage: Eukaryota; Vitrellaceae
Source: the annotation of a GenBank genome assembly
UUGCAACGCAUCCAAUGCACCCUAUCGACAACCCUGCCCCAGCACAUAAGUGCUAUUUCCCUUGCUCGUCUGGACUGCUCAGGUACUGCUGCAUAACGUGUCCGAGGAUCCACGGACGCUCGUGACUCGAAUAAGACAGCCCAGCACCUCCAUCAGUCGCUGCCGUGGGCCCCUUCUUCUUGUCAUCCGACCGCCUGAAGGAUGCACACACACAUGGCGGCUACAGCUGCACGCCAUCUCGUGUGACCCACCCUUGGUGGUUGCUAUCGUGGCCAAGGACCGUCAGAUGGUCCACCCUCCGCUGCAGCACGCCGCUCCUCAGCUGAAAGGAUAGCGAACAAGGGCCGCCGUCGGCAUCAGAGGACUCGUCAAACAUCACACGACUCCUGCAAACAAACACAGCAGAGGGAAUGAGGACCGUCACCCAGUAACCUCAGCCUGUCCUUGUUUUUUUGUGUACCUGUAGAAGCGCUCGAUUUGCUGCUCGUCGCCCCUUGCGACGACGUCACGGCAGUCCAGAUGGAAUGAAGGGGCGAUCGGCAGCUUCCCACCCAACCUACCAGCCCAACCACCGACCACCACACAAACACACAGGCAGGAUCAGACACAUCGAUUUGCCACUGUGUGUGCAUGAGCGAGGAUCACCAUGAGUCGUGGAAACCGCCCAGCCGCUGGUACUUGUCCAUGAGCCACGAAAGGCCACACACAGCGAAGUGGAGGAUGCACGGCCCAUCCCGAAACGAGCUGUCAUACACAGGCCGCCCUCCCCGACCCUCGCCAUUCUCCGUCGCGGCCGGCCCCCCUCCCGCGGCCAGUGCCCGCAGGUCGGCGAACGUCGAGCCCCAUCGAGGCGAAGAGCCACCCGUAGAGGGCGGCAGUGCCCACCGAUGCACAUCCCUCGCCCUCAAGCCCGGCACCACCCUCGCUGCCGACUUGCCGUUGUCGUAAAAGGCAAAGUACUGCCCACGGCCAAGCCUCUCCACCCACCAGUGCAUCGCCCGCCUCGCCUCGUGUGUGAAGGGGACAUGCGAUGGGUGUGUGCGGAAGAGGGAAACGGCAGCAAAGUAGUCCUGACAGUCGAUUGAGGUGGGGACGCCCUCGUGGUUGGCGUAGGUCAUCUGAUGAUAGCCAUUGCCAGUGAGGGCCUGGAAGUGCGGCUUCACUGACGGCUCCUCAGUGUAAAACAGUUCGUCGCUGUCGAUGUGCAGCAACCAGUCCAUCCCAUCCGCUGAAGCCACCACGGCCGCAUAAGAGGCGUUCAGCAUCUGACGGGCAACAACCUUAAACACAGAAGACAAGAAACGCAUCAGCGUGAAUGCAUGACGCAUCCCUUGCCUCGGCAGAACUUAAGCGCACCUCCGUGUGAUGGAUGUCCUUGAGCCGAGAGAAGAGGUCGCAACAUUCAGCCAUGAUGUCCCUUUCCAGCUGCUCGCCUCUCUCAAACACCCGCAGCCCGUCACACUGGCACUGCCGCGCCACCUCUCGUGCCGCCCAGUCGUGGGGAUCAUCGAUGAAGAGGUAGAUCUUGGCGAAUUCCUUGGCCAGAUGGUAGCGGAUGAAGGAGCGCAGAGGGGCGGCGGUGCUGCCGAAGGCAGCUGUCGUCACGAUGGCCACUCUCAUACCACAGCCUAAAGACGCC